UCUCUCUCGCUCAUUGUCACAUAAACACAGCUCUUUCAGACCUCCACUCAUGGGCUCACUCAGUCAGAGCUGGAAAGAACACUUGUCCUGAGGAGACUGGGGGAUCUAGAAAUCUAUUUUCCCAAAAAGGCAUCCGAUGAGUCCCUACUAGGGCUAAAUGGAAGCAUAAUAUAGAAGCACAGACUACUGACAGGAAGCAACCCAUCUCAGUGCAAUGGAUCAACUUUACAGUGGCGAGGUCAAGUUCAGGCCAGAUGCUGAUGUGGCCCAUCCUGCACCAAGCACCCUGACCAGAGGACAGUGGGCCAGCAAAAUUGAGUUCCUCUUGGCUGUUGCAGGACAAAUUGUAGGUCUGGGAAAUGUGUGGAGGUUUCCUUACCUUUGCUACAAAAACGGAGGAGGGGUGUUCUUCAUUCCUUAUAUUGUCUUCCUCUUCACAUGUGGCAUCCCCCUGUUUUUUAUGGAGAUAUCACUGGGCCAGUACACUAAACAGGGAAGUAUAACCUGCUGGAGGAAGAUUUGUCCCCUUUUUGAAGGGAUUGGUUAUGGCAAUCAAGUGGUUGUAUUAUACUCCAGUAUCUAUUAUGUGAUCAUACUGGCCUGGGCUUUCUUGUAUCUCUUCUCCUCCUUCAACUCUGAAGUGCCCUGGGGAAGUUGCAGAAAUAGCUGGAACACAGAGACCUGUGUGGAGUUCGAUCAAACAGCUAAUUAUGUCAACUGGACGGUACCUGCAAAUGCAACUUCCCCAGUCAGAGAAUUUUGGGAGAGAAGAGUUCUGAAUAGCACAGGAAACAUCCAGGAGAUGGGCCAUAUACGAUGGGAGUUGGCUUUGUGUCUUCUGUUGUCCUGGGUCAUCUGUUACUUUUGUGUUUGGAAAGGAGUAAAGUCCACUGGGAAGGUAGUUUACUUUACUGCCACAUUUCCCUAUUUGAUGCUGGCAGUGUUGCUUGUCCGAGGACUCACAUUGCCCGGGGCCUUAGAUGGGAUCAAGUUCUACCUCUACCCAGACCCCUCCCGCCUCACUGAUCCACAGGUAUGGAUGGAUGCUGGAACGCAAAUAUUUUAUUCCUAUGCUCUUUGCAUUGGGUGUCUAACUGCACUCGGCAGUUAUAAUAAAUACAACAAUGACUGUUUCAAGGACUGUUUUUACUUGUGCCUUCUGAACAGUGGCACCAGCUUUGUAGCUGGCUUCGCCAUCUUCUCUGUGCUUGGAUUCAUGGCAUAUGAGCAGCACAUUGACAUAUCUAAAGUGGCAGAGUCAGGUCCUGGCUUGGCAUUUAUUGCAUACCCUCGAGCAGUCACCAUGAUGCCGUUUCCCCAAAUUUGGGCAAUAUUAUUUUUCGUUAUGAUUAUUCUGCUGGGACUGGACAGUGAGUUUGUAGGUCUGGAAGCUAUGACAACAGCAAUUUCAGACACGAAUCCUUCCUUCUUCCAUGUUGGCCAUCGACGCAAACUCCUUCUACUUGCUAUCAGUGUCAUUAGUUUCUUCAUUGGCCUUUCAAUGGUUACAGAUGGUGGAAUUUACAUCUUCCAGUUGUUUGACUACUAUGCCUGCAGUGGGAUGACUCUUCUACUCUUUGCCACACUGCAGUCUGUGUGUAUUGGAUGGGUUUAUGGUGCGGACCGGUUUUAUGACAACGUAGAAGAGAUGAUUGGAUACAAGCCUUUUCCUGUGAUUAAGCAUUGCUUGAAAUAUGUCACUCCAGUCAUAUGCAUGGGAACGUUUGUUUUCUCCUUGAUCAAAUACACUCCUCUGAAGUUCAACAAUAUCAUUGAGUAUCCAUGGUGGGGUUAUGCUCUUGGCUGGUGGUUCACUCUUUCCUCUACACUCAUGGUUCCUCUCUGGAUGCUGUACAAUCUGUACAAAACCCCCGGUACACUCCGGCAGAGGGUCUCCACCUUGUGUACUCCAGCAAAAGAUCUUCCAUCGAACAAAUCGGAGAAGAAAGCUCUUGAACUGAUCGACUUGACCUCAUAUCCUGAUAGCAUCAUGUCCUAGUGACCACAGGCAAACUGGAGGAGAUUCAUAUUCUUUAUCACUUGGCGAAAAAUGAAAGCUUGCCCUCAGACUCAAACUCAUUUUAAAGCAGCACUUCCCAACCUAUUAUGGUGUUUGACCGCUUUAAACAAAGCAAUACAUUUUGACUGUCACAGGUUACACCAAAGAAUACGUUAUAAAGCUUGAAAUGCCUGACGGCUACCCAAAAAAAGUGAGAAUAAAAGAAAACAAGAAUCUUCUUUAUGUUAAUGAUAAACUUCUGAUCCUGCAGGAUUAAUUUGUACGGAAGCCCUAAGUGGACACACACCAAUAGAGUUUAUUUACCUCCAUUUUCCCAUGAUAACAAGUAUUGUGGUUGUUUUCGCGAGAUCUCGACUUACUUAUCUCGUUAUCUGGGGAUGAGAAUGUUGGUUUUCAUGUGAUAGUGGUUUAUUUUCAGCCAUUUUCUAAAGUUCUUAAGAAAUUAACUUGUUAUCAUGGGGAAACCAGCGUUGUUAUCCCGAGAUAUUUGUGUUUGAAUUAUAGCAACAGAUAUACGCUCGCCAAAUAAGCCAUACAGAUCGACCACUUGAGUCAGUUUUAGGUCACUGUCAAUGACAUAUUUGUGUCAGACUAAGUUCUAUGAAAAUGAAGUAGCCAAAUGACUUGAAAGUUGAAUCCUCUGAUAUGGGUCCUUUUCAAACCCUGCUGCACCUUAGCCAACUUAGCCACAAGGCCAUUCCCAGCACCACAGUGUUUCUGUUAUUUUAUAAACGGGCAUGUACUGUACCUGCCUCACAGGAAGGAAACAAAAAGACACUAACUGGUGUGUGUGUCAACUGUUAAUGCCAGCUUUCAGAUUGUGGUGAUGGAAGCAAUGAAUGAUAAUGAGGCACCAACUUGUUGGCCAAAACAAUUUAUGUUUUUUUCAACAAUAAUAUAGAAUAAACAUUUGUAUAAAUGUUUAUACAUUUUUAAACAUUUUUUUAGUCUCAAUUUUUGUAGCUGAAAAUCAUGUAGCCAAUUUGCUGAUUAAUGUUUUCAUCAUUUUGUACAUUUUUUGUAUGAUAUAUAACUGUAGGUCCAACAGCUCAUACAUGAUGCAUGAUAUUUUAUAGGUUUAAGAAUCCAUCUGUGACUUUUUUUUAAAGAGGAUCUAUUUUCAGAAGAAGAAAUUGUAUACAUUCAUGUUAAACUUUUUACAUUUUCUAUGAUCCAUUGUUAUUAUGUAAAUACCUUUUGGAUGAGAAAUUGACGAUGUCAAGAAUGUAAGAGUGACUGAAUGACUCUUACAAUUGUUUCAGAAUAUGUAGUUACAUUAUUAAUGAAUGAAUUGAUCCAUUAAUUAAACCAUUAACUUUCAAUGUCAUUUUACCAUGUGCCAUUCUUUAAUUAUCCAUCAAAUUUGUUAACAUGAUUGAAUAAAGUUGACGAUCAUUAAUGAUU
Messenger RNA from Labrus mixtus (cuckoo wrasse), 3424 nucleotides. RefSeq names its product sodium- and chloride-dependent GABA transporter 2-like. Gene Ontology annotation, biological process: sodium ion transmembrane transport. The transcript is spliced from 15 exons. Bases 215 to 1999 code for a protein of 594 amino acids. The record is from RefSeq and is a predicted model, not a curated record. Gene Ontology annotation, cellular component: membrane. NCBI's taxonomy places the organism in Eukaryota, Metazoa, Chordata, Actinopteri, Labriformes, Labridae.